AUGGAUCGCGCAAACGACGCAAGAAAUGUUAAUGUAUUUGCCUUGUCUGUUGACGUUAGCCCCUGCGUCGAUGAUAGCACUCGACAUGUUUGCGUUUCGUUGAAAAAACAUUCUCCGAGCAGUUCAAGUAUUCUUCGGUAUUGCUCCCACACGAGCCUUGGCAGCCCUUUGGUUACCAUAGACGCCAACGGUUUGGUCUCGUUAGUAGGGGUUCUACACCAGAAAACGGGAUGUCAAACACAAAGAAACCUCGUUGGUACGUUUUCUCGCAUUGAUCAUGGAAGAAAAUGGAUUCGAAAGACAUUCCGUAUUCAGGACCAUCCCCAAUGUCAGCCGAGUGUCUACCGAACAUUGGACGACCCGUUACGAGAUUUGAGCAAGACUCGUGAAAGCUAUCUUUGCGACACUGAACUACCGCGUGCAUGGUACAGAUUUAAACUGGAUGGUCGACCAGCAGAGCUACCAACUGUGUGUCCAGCUCGUAGUGCGUGUGGUACCUCUUCAUCAAUAUGGCUGCCUCGGGCAGAAAAUAUUGAGCUCGGAAGACAAGUGGAGAUCAAGGCAUGCGUUUCGUGGAACGUCGGAGCUCGUCGUCUUUGUUGCUCCUGGAAGCUGUCCGUGUUUGUUCGUCAUUGUGGUGAUUUUAAGGUGUAUAGAUUAACACGAACGGACUUUUGUCCAACAGCAUAUUGUGCUAAUGUCUCAAGGGGUGUCUGUGGACCUGGGCAGACUGGUUACAAACCAAACUGCGUAGAAUCGUAUCCAAAUCUACCCAAAGUUCUACAGUUUUAUCCGUUACACGCUUACCAAGGCAAUCCAAAGCGACCCUAUAUUUACCUUCGCUGUUUACUGCGUGGCGCAAGGGGAGAAAAUACAAUCAGAUAUCUGUUUUACCUGCACAAAAUAACGAAGCGAAGUGACGGGAGGAUUCUGAAGACGACAAUCCAUCGGACAGAGACUUCUCGAACGUAUUUUGAUGUACGGCUAAUCCCUGAGAGAGUUCCUGUUCGACUUGGUGAUACGGUAAUUUGUGAAGCUCGGGCUUUUUUCCAAGCGACCAGGAACACCAAAAGCCCAGCGUUAAGAAGUCAAGAUUAUCACCUUGGAGUGAAGGUUCACCCUUCAUCCACAUCGUUGCUUACAUAUCCCAAUGUCGUCACAAUCACAUUCGCCAUAACCUUACCUGUUUUAUGCCGUAUAAGAGACCAGAGUUGUUCUUUGACAAUACCACUGAACACCUCCCUCACAGAUGCCACAACCGGGAAAGCCGUUUCCUCUGGAUCUCACUUCUCUUUAUCAAAAUGUUCGCUGGUGUUCACCACUGAGCCUUGCAAUCGCAAUAAAGUCAUUUGUGGUAGAGACUCGCUUCACAUCCAAGCUGGAAGGAACUUUGAAACGUCUGACCGUAAAUUGAGAAUUAACCUUGGACCCAUCAUCUCCACGGGCUCAGUGUGGACGAACUAUCGGUUGCCAGUUGUGGAAGUGCGUUGUUGAUCAUUCCUGGCAACUUGUUUUGUACCAGAUAAUUUGUCUUUCAUUCAUUCUAUUCCCAAAUGCGAAAAUAAUUAUUCGUUUCCAGUGAAGUGUAGCUCUAGCCAGUAUUGUGCCUGUUAUCACAAUUGCUUGUCACCUUGAAAUGUUCAAUCAUGUUUUUU
Messenger RNA from Dendronephthya gigantea, 1655 nucleotides. Its product is annotated as von Willebrand factor D and EGF domain-containing protein-like. Bases 1 to 1494 code for a protein of 497 amino acids. The transcript is spliced from 7 exons. The record is from RefSeq and is a predicted model, not a curated record. NCBI's taxonomy places the organism in Eukaryota, Metazoa, Cnidaria, Anthozoa, Malacalcyonacea, Nephtheidae.